Messenger RNA from Serinus canaria (Common canary), 2897 nucleotides. It is a transcript of the gene DHX16, whose product is annotated as DEAH-box helicase 16. Gene Ontology annotation, molecular function: ATP binding; RNA binding. The record is from RefSeq and is a predicted model, not a curated record. Bases 10 to 2808 code for a protein of 932 amino acids. Lineage: Eukaryota; Metazoa; Chordata; Aves; Passeriformes; Fringillidae. Gene Ontology annotation, cellular component: intracellular anatomical structure; catalytic step 2 spliceosome. The transcript has 18 exons.
CCCACUUUAAUGCCAUUUAUUCUCACUUUAAUGCCAUUUUUUCUCACUUUAAUGCCAUUUUUUCCCACUUUAAUGCCAUUUAUUCUCACUUUAAUGCCAUUUAUUCCCACUUUAAUGCCAUUUUUUCCCACUUUAAUGCCAUUUUCUCCCCGUUUUCCCCAGAUCCCGGAGCUGCGGAAGCGCUCCCGCCGCGAGUACCUGGCCAAGCGGGAGCGGGAGAAGCUGGAGGAGCUGGAGCAGGAGAUCCAGGACGAGGAGCUGCUCUUCGGGGAGGAGGCGCUGACGGCGCCCGAGCGCCGCGAGCUGCGCUACAAACGGCGCCUGCGCGACCUGGCCCGCGACUACAAACGGGCCGGGGCCCGCGAGGAGCUGGAGAGGAGCAGCCGCUACCACAUCCCCGAGGAGAGCAGGGACAAGAAGAUCCCGGAGCGGGAGGAGGCGCAGGAGGAGGCGCUGGCGCCGCGGGACGAGCAGCGGCGCUGGGAGGAGCAGCUGCUGGGAGCGGCCGCGCUGCGCUUCGGGGCCCGCGACGCCCGCGCCCGGCACGGCCCCGACUACGAGCUGCUGCUGGAGGAGGAGGAGAUGGUGCAGUUCGUCAGUGCCGCUCAGUUAGAGGGGACAGACCCCCAGAAGGAUGUCCCCGAGGCCGUCCCCGAGGCCGAGCGCCGCCGGCAGUCGCUGCAGGACGGCCGCCGGGCCCUGCCCAUCUUCCCCUUCCGGGACGAGCUGGUGGCGGCCGUGGCGCAGCACCAGGUGCUGGUGAUCGAGGGCGAGACGGGCUCGGGGAAAACCACCCAGAUCCCCCAGUACCUGCACGAGGAGGGCUACACGCGGGGGGGGCUGAAGAUCGGCGUGACGCAGCCGCGGCGCGUGGCAGCCAUGAGCGUGGCAGCCAGGGUGGCCGUGGAGAUGGGGACAAAGCUGGGCAACGAGGUGGGGUACAGCAUCCGCUUCGAGGACUGCACGUCGGAGCGCACGGUGCUCAAGUACAUGACGGACAGGAUGCUGCUGAGAGAGUUCCUGACAGAGCCCGACCUGGCCUCCUACAGUGUGAUCAUGGUGGACGAGGCUCACGAGCGCACCCUGCACACGGACGUGCUCUUCGGCCUCAUCAAGGACAUCGCGCGAUUCCGGCCGCAGCUGAAGGUUCUGGUGGCCUCGGCCACGCUGGACACCGAGCGCUUCUCGGCCUUCUUCGACCACGCGCCCGUCUUCCGCAUCCCGGGGCGGCGCUUCCCCGUCGACAUCUACUACACCAAGGCACCUGAGGCCGAUUACCUGGAGGCCUGCGUGGUGUCGGUGCUGCAGAUCCACGUCACCCAACCCCCUGGGGACAUCCUGGUCUUCCUCACCGGGCAGGAGGAGAUCGAGGCCUGCGUGGAGCUGCUGCAGGAGCGCUGUCGCCGCCUGGGCUCGCGCCUGCCCGAGCUGCUGGUGCUGCCCAUCUACGCCAACCUGCCCUCGGAGCUGCAGGCCCGCAUCUUCCAGCCCACGCCCCCCGGCGCCAGGAAGGUGGUGGUGGCCACCAACAUCGCCGAGACCUCGGUGACAAUCGAUGGCAUCGUGUACGUGCUGGACCCCGGCUUCUGCAAGCAGAAGAGCUACAGCGCCCGCACGGGCAUGGAGUCCCUGGUGGUGACACCGUGCUCCAAGGCCUCAGCCAAUCAGCGGGCAGGCCGCGCUGGCCGUGUGUCACAGGUGUCCCAGUGUGUCCCAGGUGUGUCCCAGGUGUGUCCCAGGUGUGUCACAGGUGUCCCAGUGUGUCCCAGGUGUGUCCCAGUGUGUCCCAGGUGUGUCCCAGGUGUGUCACAGGUGUGUCCCUGUCCCCAGGCCUCAGCCAAUCAGCGGGCAGGCCGCGCUGGCCGCGUGGCACCCGGGAAGUGUUUCCGGCUCUACACGGCCUGGGCGUUCCAGCACGAGCUGGAGGAGACGGCGGUGCCCGAGAUCCAGAGGGCCGACCUGGGGGCACUGGUGCUGCUGCUCAAGAGCCUGGGUAUCAACGAUCUGAUCCACUUUGACUUCCUGGACCCUCCCCCCCACGAGACGCUGGUGCUGGCGCUGGAGCAGCUCUACGCCCUGGGGGCCCUGAACCACCUGGGGGAGCUCACCACGCUGGGCCGGCGCAUGGCGGAGCUGCCCGUGGAGCCCAUGUUGGCCAAGAUGAUCCUGGCGAGCGAGCAGUAUGGCUGCACGGAGGAGGUGCUGACGGUGGCCGCCAUGCUCUCGGUGAACAACGCCGUGUUCUACCGGCCCAAGGACAAGGUGCUGCACGCCGACAGCGCCCGCGUGGCCUUCAGCGUGCCCGGGGGCGACCACCUGGUGCUGCUCAACGUCUACAACCAGUGGGUGGCCAGCGGGCACUCCCUGCAGUGGUGCUACGAGCACUUUGUGCAGGCGCGCUCCCUGCGCCGGGCCCGCGACGUGCGGGAGCAGCUGCAGGGGCUGAUGGAGCGCGUGGAGAUCGCCCCGUCCUCCUGCGGGGGCAACCUGGACCUGGUCCGCAAGGCCAUCACGGCCGGGUUCUUUUACCACACGGCGCGCCUGGCACGCGGCGGGUACCGCACGGUGAAGCACCAGCAGCCCGUGUUCAUCCACCCCAACAGCGCCCUGUUCGCCCUGCAGCCCCGCUGGGUGCUCUACCACGAGCUGGUGUGCACCUCCAAGGAGUUCAUGAGACAGGUGAUCGAGAUCGACAGCGCCUGGCUGCUGGAGGUGGCCCCCCACUAUUACCAGGCCAAGGAGCUCGAGGACGGCAGCGGCCGCAAAAUGCCCAAAAAAACCGGAAAAUCACGGGAGGAGCUGGGCUGACCCUGGGGACACUUGGGGACACUUGGGGACCCCCCAAUACAGCCCCGGGGCAGAGCCCCGCGCUCGGGGACGCCGCUGUCCCCAUGUCA